Messenger RNA from Balaenoptera ricei (Rice's whale), 2448 nucleotides. RefSeq names its product WD repeat containing antisense to TP53 (gene WRAP53). The transcript has 11 exons. The record is from RefSeq and is a predicted model, not a curated record. Gene Ontology annotation, molecular function: RNA binding; protein binding. Lineage: Eukaryota; Metazoa; Chordata; Mammalia; Artiodactyla; Balaenopteridae. The coding region runs from base 904 to 2433 and encodes 509 amino acids. Gene Ontology annotation, cellular component: Cajal body. Gene Ontology annotation, biological process: Cajal body organization.
GUCAAACAAUAACAGGACUCCCGGGCCUCUCAGGCCGGGUUAGUUCUGCCGGGCUUCGCGGGCAAGUCUCUCAUUUAGCACGUCCCACUUCCACGACUGACAGUCUUUAACCGGAUUUUCUCCUUCUAGCGGAGCCACGGGCAAUUUGGAAAGAUCACUCCAGGAAGGACAAAGAUCCGGAAGUUAUGGGACCUUAGCAGCUUGGCCUUCCCGGAUCACCCCGAAUAACCACUUCGGAAUGGAGCCCGAGGUUCCACUGGGAUGCCAUACGCUCUAAAAUCCCGAGCCACGAAUCCCCAAAGUUCCGAGAUCCGAAAGUCUCAGACCCUGAUGCUUUGUGCGUUUUAUUUCGGAAUCCCCCACACCCUGGGAUGGGGUGGUGGUGGUUGGAAGAACCCCUUAGGCCGGCUCAAGUUUCCCCAAAGCCCCACUCCCCCGCCCAAGUGUUCAGCUUGGAGUUCGGUUGGUCCUAACAUCCCCAUCAUCUACACUCGGGCCUCCCAACAUUGCAUUCCUCUGUUGGUGCCGCUAGCCAAGCUUGCAUUCCCCCCCAAAAUCGCUAAAUCCCCAGUGCCCCGCCCCCAGCCCCCUCUAUUCCCCCGAGCUGAAAAUACACGGAGUCGAGAGCCCGUGACUCACAGAGGACACAUGAGGCUCAGUCAAGAGCUUACCCGAAGCUCAGGGGAGCGUGUCACCGUCCUGGGAUGCACGCUCCGAGGCUGGACGCCAGGUGACCCCGGACCCAAGCUACUACCUGCGGCCAGGAUGGUGGCUCUGGACUUUUGAAGAGCUCAAAACUUUUAGCGCCAGUCCGGAGCACGUGGGAGGGGAAAAUCCCAAUCCCAGCAACCCUCGCGAGGCUCCUGGCACAAAGCUGGACAGUCGCCAUGACAAGCUUCCCCGAUGGAUAAAAAUACGGACCCUGAACUGAUGCCACCGACACCCGAUGGCGAUGAUCCGCCCGGGGUGUCCGCAGAUCCCAUGGCUGUCUCAGCUGUGUCCCAGGAGCUGGAGGAGGGGGACCCAGCUUCUCUCUCCAUUCCCCUGGAAACAGGGUUUGGUAUUCCUAGUGGGUUGAGCCCUCGAGUCGAAGAGCAAGAACUUUCUGAAAAUGUGAGCCUUCCUGCAGAAGAAACGAACAGGCCAGAGUUGGGGCCCGGAGAAGACGUGGAAGGUGUGUCUGAGGAACCCGCUCCAGAGGAUGAGGGAUACACCGUCUGGAACUACAGCUUCUCCCAGGUACCUCGGUUUCUCAGCGGUUCCUGGUCAGAGUUCAGCACCCAACCUGAGAACUUCUUGAAAGGCUGUAAGUGGGCCCCUGAUGGUUCCUGCAUCUUGACCAAUAGUGCUGAUAACAUCCUGCGGAUUUAUAACCUGCCCCCAGAGCUGUACAAUGAGGGGGAGCAGCUGGAAUAUGCAGAAAUGGCCCCCGUCCUUCGAAUGGUGGAAGGCGACACCAUCUAUGAUUACUGCUGGUAUUCUCUGAUGUCUUCAGCCCAACCAGACACCUCCUACGUGGCCAGCAGCAGCCGGGAGAACCCGAUUCACAUCUGGGAUGCCUUCACUGGAGAGCUCCGGGCUUCCUUUCGCUCCUACAACCACCUGGACGAGCUGACGGCAGCCCACUCGCUCUGCUUCUCCCCGGAUGGCUCCCAGCUCUUCUGUGGCUUCAACCGGACUGUGCGUAUCUUCUCCACGUCCCGGCCCGGCCGCGACUGUGAGGUCCGAGCCACGUUUGCAAAAAAGCAGGGCCAGAGCGGCAUCAUCUCCUGCAUAGCCUUCAGUCCAACCCAGCCCCUCUAUGCCUGUGGCUCCUACGGGUGCUCCCUGGGUCUGUACACCUGGGAUGAUGGCUCCCCUCUUGCCUUGCUGGGAGGGCACCAAGGGGGCAUCACCCACCUCUGUUUCCACCCCGAUGGGAAUCGCUUCUUUUCAGGAGCCCGUAAGGAUGCCGAGCUUCUGUGCUGGGAUCUCCGGCAGCCUGGGCGUCCACUGUGGUCCCUGAGUCGUGAAGUGACCACCAAUCAGCGCAUCUACUUUGAUCUGGACCCGAGCGGGCAGUUCCUAGUGAGCGGCAGCACUAGUGGGGCUGUCUCUGUGUGGGACACUGGCGGGGCUGGGCAUGAGGGGAAGCCGGAGCCAGUGCUGAGUUUCCUGCCCCAGAAGGACUGCACCAAUGGAGUGAGCCUGCACCCUAGUCUGCCUCUGCUGGCCACUGGCUCCGGUCAGCGUGUGUUUCCGGAGCCCACGGAGAGUGGGGACGAGGGGGAGGAGGAGGUGGACCUUCCCCUGCUCUCCAUGCGCCACGUCCACCUUGAAUGUCAGCUUCAGCUCUGGUGGUGUGGGGGCGGCCCGGAUACCAGUGUCCCUGAUGCUCACCAGGACGAGAAGGGACAGGGAGGGACAGAGGGAGGUGGGCGUGAGUUUAUAUAAAAAGGUUUUAUAUGA